AUGACUCAAUUCCGGCAAAUCGAUUUGAAGAAUAAAAUCAAAGAGAAGAAGUUACAUCUUAUCCUCGAUCUCGACCACACCCUUCUCCACUCAUUUAACAUGGAAAAUUUUGGUAAGGACAAGAUGUCAGAAAUCUUUACAACAAAAGAUUUGCAGAAAAAUCUUUUCUUCUUCAAUGAAUUUAACAUGGUGACGAAACUUCGACCUUUCGUGUUCGAUUUUUUGAAAGAGGCCAACAAUUUAUUCCAACUUUGGAUUUAUACAAUGGGUACUAGAGAUUAUGCGAAAAGAAUGGCGAAAUUGAUUGAUCCAGAUGAAACACUCUUUGGGUGUAGGAUAAUUUCGCAGGAAGAUUGUACGAUUAGGGGACAGAAAGGACUUGAUGUCGUAUAUGCAGACGAGAAGACGAUUUUGAUUGUAGACGAUACUGUUUCGGUUUGGAGUAAUCAUUUGAGAAAUUUAAUUAAUGUUAAUCGUUUUAAUUUCUUUGGGACCAGUAAAUAUAUGAAGGAAAGAGAAUUUGAGGAUUAUGAAUUGUCAAAUGUAUUUUAUUUGCUUAAGAAGACUCACACAAUGUUUUUUGAUCCUAAGAUUGGAACAACGGAAAUCAUUGAUAGAGAUGUAAGAGAUUAUUUGAAGCUGGCGGUAAAUGAAAUAUUUUCGAAUAUGUAA
Molecule: messenger RNA, 672 nt
Organism: Impatiens glandulifera
Lineage: Eukaryota; Viridiplantae; Streptophyta; Magnoliopsida; Ericales; Balsaminaceae
Product: RNA polymerase II C-terminal domain phosphatase-like 4
Exons: 1
Coding region: 1-672 (223 amino acids)
Cellular component (GO): nucleus
Molecular function (GO): RNA polymerase II CTD heptapeptide repeat phosphatase activity
Source: RefSeq, a predicted model, not a curated record